Molecule: messenger RNA, 2463 nt
Organism: Podarcis raffonei (Aeolian wall lizard)
Lineage: Eukaryota; Metazoa; Chordata; Lepidosauria; Squamata; Lacertidae
Gene: REEP3
Product: receptor accessory protein 3
Exons: 8
Coding region: 194-970 (258 amino acids)
Biological process (GO): endoplasmic reticulum tubular network organization
Cellular component (GO): endoplasmic reticulum tubular network; cytoplasmic microtubule; endoplasmic reticulum membrane
Molecular function (GO): microtubule binding
Source: RefSeq, a predicted model, not a curated record
GUGAUGCCCGAGGCGGGAGGAGGGCGGGGCUUAGGCUGUGUUUGUCGGGCGAAGCAGCCGGGGCCAUUCGGUGCCCGGCUCGGCGGAAAGUGGCGAGCGGGGAGGAGAGGUAGGGCUCCGGCUGGCGGGACGGACGGACGGACUGACGGACGGUUAAAGGUAGAAGCGGCGCCCGCGGAACCGGGGCGGCAACAUGGUGUCGUGUAUCAUCUCCCGAGUCGUUGUGCUGGUUUUUGGAAUGCUGUAUCCUGCAUAUUAUUCAUACAAAGCUGUGAAAACAAAAAACGUGAAGGAAUACGUGCGGUGGAUGAUGUACUGGAUUGUGUUUGCUCUUUAUACUGUUACUGAAACAAUAACGGACCUCAUGAUAUCUUGGUUUCCAUUGUACUACGAGCUGAAGAUUGCAUUUGUUAUUUGGUUGCUCUCUCCAUAUACUAGAGGGGCAAGUUUAAUAUAUAGGAAGUUUCUUCAUCCUCUUCUUUCUUCAAGAGAAAGGGAGAUUGAUGAAUAUAUUGUGCAAGCCAAAGAACGCGGUUAUGAAACAAUGGUUAACUUUGGUAAACAAGGCUUAAAUUUAGCUGCUACUGCCGCAGUGACAGCAGCUGUAAAGGGUCAAGGGGCAAUAACUGAAAAGCUGCGAAGUUUCAGUAUGCAUGACUUAACAGCUAUACAAGGUGAUGAACCAGUGGGACAAAGACACUACCAAACAUUACCUGAUACAAAAAAGAGAAGCAGAAGCUCCACCACCAAUGAAACUUUAGGUUACAAUAUUCCAUUAAAAAAAGAUUCUGAAGAUGAUAAAACAGAUGAGGAGAGGGAAGGGACGUAUUCAGAGGAUGAGACGUUCACUCAGAGAGGUCUCCGGCGAACACAAAGUAUGAAAUCGGUAAAAACUAUCAAAGGCCGCAAAGAGGUGCGGUAUGGCUCAUUAAAAUACAAAGUGAAGAGAAGACCACAAGUGUACUUCUAAACGAUCUUCACAAUUCAGCAUGUCAAACUGCUAUAUUAGUUGCUUCCUGCAGGCCCACAAUAGGGCCUUGUCCUGCAUAGGACUUCCCCAUUCUCUGAAGGGAAACACUUGGCAUACGUGUGGAUUCCCAUUGCCAGUGUAGAGCAUUUUCUUGAUCAUUGAAGAGGAAGGGGAAAGCCCUGCAUGCACAGAGCUCUGCGUGCAUACCUGACUUAACUGGCCACUAUGUUCAGGGAUUACCCAUAUCAAUAAUUCAGUCAUGGUGGUAAGAAUAUAUUGCUUUAAAGAGUGGAGUUAUGUUUAAUCUCAGUUUCUUAAAACUAAUUGCUAAUAUGUUUAGGUUAGCACAUUACGCUUUUGUACUUCGUAAGUGAAAUAAUUUAACGGCUGACUCUUAGAGACUUUUAAUUGUGGCUUUUGUGGAUGAGCAUUGUGCUUGGUUAAUGCCAACACUUACUGAAAAUCUCAGCACUUCCAGAAUUUCCUUUUUAUACUUGGAAAGCUUAUACUUGAAUGCAUCAUUGUGCUAGAUUCCUUAAAAAUUCUUAAAAUGCAAUGUAAGAGUAUUGAGUGUGAAAGAAAAAGUCAUUCACAAUUAAUCUUCUUAAUGGCUUGGAUCCAAAGAACAACUUAUGGCCAUUCAAGGGUUUCUUCUACCUAGUGGAAUUCACUUUCUUAAAACAUGACAAACUGCUUUUGAUAAUUUCCUCACUGCUAUGUGACAUGGGGAGACUGCUUUAUUCAGUCUGAAGUUGGUUUUAGUUGAAAUUCUGUACGCUGCAUAGAUAUAUUUUUAUAUGAAUUUGCAGUAUACAACUAAAAUAACAACAACAACAACCCCAGAAGGCUCACAUAACUUGCUUCAUUGUUUGGAGGUCUGUAUAUUGCUUUACUGUAACCAGGGAUUUGAGGGUAGCCUGUGCAUACAGCCGAGUUGAUCACUCAGAACAUUAUCUCUUUCCAGAGCAACCCCUGUGCUAGUCUUUUGCAGCAAAAACACAACAGGCAUGAGCUUCCAUGAACUACAGUUCACAGAUACAUGAAGUGUUACCCUGAGUUACAGGUAGAUGUGCACUGUAGUCCACAGAAGUUUGUGCCACAAUAAAUGUGUUACACAAGUCCCUUUGUUAUCUGUAUCUGGAGACUUGCAUGCUGUGAUCUGUAGUAUUGCAGUUCUAACUGGAUUUUUUUCAAUGCAGUGUUGACCAAGGAACAUAGAAAGCUGCAACACAGUCAGACCGUUGGUCUAUCUAGUUUAGUAUAGUCUACACUGGCAGCACCUCCUCAGUGUUUCAGACAGGUAUUUCUCCAAGCAACACCUGGAGACCAUCAGGGAUUGAACUUGGCACUUUCUGCAUGCAACUCUUACCAAGUUUAUCUUCGUGUGGACUUUCUCUUAUGGGUUCACUGCUGCAUGUGAGAGCACGCAGCUGAGUAAUAUGGGCCAGGUGCCUUUUCUUUUUGGAAUGCAUAUAAAGGAAUUUAACUACAAG